AAUUAGCACUUGGCUUCCUUCCUCUUUUUUUUCCCCUUAUAAUUCAUUCUCUCUUGCUUGUUAACUAAUGUUAAUGGCGGCUCCGGAAGCGAAUGUCAACAUGAAAGCUCAAAAGAAAACAAAGAAGCGAAAGCAAAGAAGCCCCGAGGAAACCGAAAGGCUUUCCAAAGCGCAGAGAAUCGAACUGAGAACAGUGGAAGAUGAUACAAAAUCAGAGCAGAGAGACUCCCAGUCCAACGAGUUUGAAUUCUCCCCUCCAUGGAAGAACCUUCAGUUGAUUUUAUGCAUCCAAAACAAGCAUCUUGAUCUCCAGAGGAAGAUCGAAUUAGCUUUCAGUUUUGUGCAAUCAAGAAUUGAAGACGGUGAUGGCACUGUUCAGGAUCGUGAAACAAUAAAACUGCCGAGACUAUUAUAUCUCCUUAAUGAUUGGAUACAGUCACUGUUGAUUUCCUUAGAUACAAAAAAUUUGAGUGACGGAAAAAGAUCUCAGGUGGGAGUUGAGGCAUAUAUGGAUCUUCGUUGUUGGGAGAUAUUCAGGUUCUGCUUGCAGGAGUCUUUGAAGUUUAAUGUUUCUCUGAAUAUGUCUCGGCAUCUCCUACGGCCUGUUCAUUUUAUUGUUCAAAAUGCUCUAUCACUGCUGGAGGGUUCCUCCAUCUGCUCAGGAGAAUCUUUUAUAUCUGGUGAAAGGUACAAAUUAUAUGGUACUGCUCUUGAUUGUGUUUCAUUGGUAUUCUCGUCCCAUGGUGGGUUGUCAAAUGAAAAUUUGGAGUUAUGGGUUACAACAACUUGUAUACUCCUCGAGCUUGUCCAAAAAAUGUAUAUCAAACACCUUGAUAAGAUCAAUAUGGGUGAAUUUGCUAUACAUUUUCUGUGUUUGGUGCUUCAGCCAUUCUCAAAGUUUUUGAGGGUUCAUCCAGCUAGGAAAAAUGGAUUUUAUAAUUUUGUGGAUAGACUUCUUGAGCCCCUGUUGCAUUUGUUGGGUGAGUUGAAGCUUCAGGUAAAUGGAAGCAAUAGCCCUUGGACAGAGAAGUUGUUGAAGUUGGUGGAAGAAGUUCUUUCUUAUGGAUUGUUUCAUCCAGUACACAUUGAUGGAUUCUUUAGCUUACAUGGUGUAGAGAUGUAUGUUGCUUCAUGUGAUGAUAAAUCAAAAGAUUCAAGAGCAGUUAUUAUGAGUUAUCAUAGACAUUUAUUUGAUGUAUUGAGCAAAGUUAUAGCAAGAAAAAACACAACAGCAAUAAGUAGCAUAGGUUUUUUAUUUCACUUGUAUGUCAAUGCGGCAAGAAAGUUCAAGAGAACCUCAGUGCUGCACGAAGCAACUAAGAGAAUGGAGAGUACAAGAGAUACAAGGCAGCUAGAAUCAGGGGAGAAUAGCUCAAAUAACAUGUCUUCUGACACUCAAAAAUCGCUCACUAAUUUUUUGGUUCACAUUAUGGAGCCUUUGUUACUUGAGAUUGAUAAAUAUACUCAAGGUAAACUUGAUGGCAAACUCAUGUUGGCAGGGCCUCAUGGUAUACUAAAAUCUAUUAGUAACUUGCUUGCUAGUUUUAUGCAAGAGAAGGUGUAUGUGAGGACAGAGGACAUGACUGGAGGAGCUUGUCUUAAUUUCUUGAAGAAAAUAUAUAAUGUACUAAUGUCAUGUUCUGCCACUUUGCUAUGCUUUUCCAACUAUGAUGUAAGUAACAGGAUAGAAAUGGAAAGGCUUACUUUAUCAGUUAAUGAGAUCCUAGUUGCAAUAGGGUAUCUUUUGGAAAUUGAAUAUGAGGUUAUUGGAGAAGAUUUGGUGAACUUAUGGUUUACAAUGUUAUCAUGCUUAGCAAUCAGGGGGACUUUUAUGGAUGCCCUUGAUCAAUGUUCAUUAUCUUCCAGCAUAUCAGGCUUGGGGAGCCAAAUAAUCAAUCUCUAUAGUCAACUUCGCCAGGUGGACAUUGCUAUUUUAGCAUUGUGCAAAGCUAUUAGACUUACCAUACAUGAUGAGGCUAAUAGUGAAGAAACUUCAAGGUUUUUGACGUCUGUAUCUAAUGAAGUUCAUUCACAAUCGGUGGACAGGCUACUAUCUUCACAGGAGUUCACUAAUGCCAUUCAUAAGGCUGUUCAAUCAAUUCCAGAAGGGAAUGUGAGUGGUUGCAUUCGACAUUUAACAGAUGAUAUAUCUAAAUCUCUUAUGUGGUUAAGAGAAUGUUCUUCAUUUGUUGUUGGUGAAAAAUUUAAUAAACGACAUGUACAACGCACCAGGGAAGUUUUUAAUCUGCGAAUGGUGAUUCUUGGUAGAGGUUUGUCUAGGCUGUAUUCAUUAGUUCUCGAAUCACUCACUAUCACUGAGGGAAACAGUAACCUGAUUGGAGGUUCUAUAAGAGAACUAAUAGAGCUAAUGCGUCCUUACUUGAGUACUCUAGUACGACAACAAUCAAAUACCAUAUGCAACUUCCUUUCAAAUGUCAUGGGAAAUACUGUUGAUCAGGUGGCUGGAAAGAGAAAAAUUCUGAAGAAAUUUGGUAGUUCCAGUCAAUGGGUCAUUCUGUUCUUUUUUCAGUUGCUUGUGUUGUGCCGAAGCUUACAUAGGCAAGCAAUCAGCCUUAUGCCUCCUGCUUUAUCUAAGAAGAUGUCUGCUGAAGUGGGGGACUUCAUAGCAUACUCUGCUCGUGAAUUGAUGGAGAGGAUUGAUGGGAGAGACAUGGGAUAUUUUUCUUGGAUUGUUCAACCUUCUGCUUCACUUCUUGCUGUUAUGCAAAAUAUCUCUGACAUCUAUCUUGAGGAUUGCUCACCUGACAGUUCUCCUUUACUGUACACAUUACACUCUAUGACUCUUCAGAGGCUUGUUGACUUGAACAGGCAGAUUGUUUUGUUCAAGUAUUUGCAAAAUAUUCAUUAUAAUUCACGAAUCGAGGCAUUAGAAGAAGAGGCAGUUGGACUUACCAAUUUUAUGAUGGAGAACCUAUCAUGUGUAUAUCAAUCACCAUUCUUCUGUUCUGAUGAAGUAAAUUGUGAAGAUUUAACCUCCCAAGAUCCUCAUGAAACCAAUGGAUGGGAUCUAGGAAUAUGUGUUGCAUAUGAUGAGUCAUUGCCAAUGGCCAUGUGGUCAAAUCUUUGCAAAAAUAUUGAUAUUUGGGGCAAUCAUGCUUCCAAGAAGCAGUUAAAGAGGUUCUUGAGACCUGCUUCGUACUUUCCUUCACGGUGUUACAAACAGUUUCCAGGAGCUUGGCUCACUUGA
Molecule: messenger RNA, 3208 nt
Organism: Neltuma alba
Lineage: Eukaryota; Viridiplantae; Streptophyta; Magnoliopsida; Fabales; Fabaceae
Exons: 3
Coding region: 68-3208 (1046 amino acids)
Biological process (GO): ribosome biogenesis
Cellular component (GO): nucleolus
Source: RefSeq, a predicted model, not a curated record